GCUUUCCCGCACCGUCAAUCAAAAUAGGAAAAAAAACCCGGAGUAGGCUCGGGCCGCCGCCGCCGCUUCAGCCCGCCGUGAGCACAAUAAGCAUGUCCCCGGCGGCAGCCGCCUAGCCCUAGCCAGCAGGGCCUGUGUGCGAGCCAGCCAGCCUGCCUGCCUGCCUCCCGCCCAGCCAGCCAGCCAGCCGGCCGCUCGCACUCACACCAUGACCGCUCCCGAGAAGCCCGUGAAACAAGAGGAAAUGGCUGCCUUAGACGUGGACAGCAGCAGCCACAGCGAGUAUCUCCAGCACGGCAACGGCGCCGCCUCGGCCUCCGCCGGGGCGGCCGCCCCCCAGGACGCGCAGCCGUCACCGCUCGCUCUGCUGGCGGCCACCUGCAGCAAGAUCGGCCCGCCGUCGCCGGAGGAGGAUGAGGCCGCCGCCGCCGCCGCUGCCUCUCACUCUGCCGGAGCGACAGGGGAUUUGGCUUCUGUGCAAUUAGCUGGAGCUCCAAACAGAUGGGAGGUCUUGUCUGCAGCUCCUACCACUAUAAAGGAUGAAGCUGGUAAUAUAGUACAGAUUCCAGGUGCUGCCACAGUAACUUCAAGUGGGCAGUAUGUCCUUCCUAUUCAGAGUUUGCAAAAUCAACAAAUCUUUUCUGUUGCACCAGGAUCAGAUUCGUCGAAUGGUACAGUGUCUAACGUACAAUACCAAGUAAUACCCCAGAUCCAGACAGCGGAUGGUCAGCAGGUUCAACUUGGCUUUGCAGCCUCUUCUGAUAAUAGCAGUAUAAAUCAAGAAACCGGUCAAAUUCAGAUCAUUCCUGGCUCGAAUCAAACCAUCAUUGCCUCUGGAACGUCUUCAGCUAAUAUUCAGAAUAUCUUAUCUGGUCAGUCUGGUCAAGUCCAGGUUCAGGGAGUUGCAAUUGGUGGUUCGUCUUACCCUGGCCAAGCACAAGUGGUUGCUAACGUCCCUCUUGGACUGCCAGGAAAUAUUACUUUUGUACCCAUUAAUAGUGUUGAUCUAGAUUCUCUGGGACUUGGCAGUGGUUCUCAAACCAUGACAGCAGGCAUUAAUGCAGAUGGGCACUUGAUAAAUACCGGACAGGCCAUGGAUAGUUCAGAUACUUCUGAAAGGACUGGUGAGCAAGUUUCUCCUGAAAUUACAGAAACUGCCACUGAUAAUGACUUAUUUGUGCCAACGUCAUCUUCAUCACAAUUGCCCGUUACCAUAGACAGUUCAAGUAUAUUGGAACAAAAUGCAAAUGACUUGACCACAACUAGCGGUCAAGUUCAUGGUUCUGAUCUUCGGGGAAAUUACAUCCAGACGUCAGUCUCUGAUGACACACAGGCUCAGAAUAUUCAGGUCUCCACAGCACAGCCAAUUGUACAACACAUACAGCUACAAGAGUCGCAGCAGCCAACCAGUCAAGCCCAGAUUGUACAAGGUAUUGCGCAACAGACAAUCCAUGGUGUUCAAGCAAGUCAAAGUAUAUCUCAACAGGCUCUUCAAAAUCUUCAACUGCAGCUGAAUCCUGGAACUUUCUUAAUUCAGGCACAAACAGUGACCCCUUCUGGGCAGAUAACCUGGCAGACAUUUCAAGUGCAAGGAGUUCAGAACUUGCAGAACUUGCAAAUUCAGAAUGCACCUGGUCAACAAAUAACUCUGACCCCUGUGCAGACUCUCACUCUCGGUCAAGUUGCAGCAGGUGGUGCAUUGACAUCAACUCCAGUUAGUCUAAGCACUGCUCAAUUGCCAAAUCUGCAGACAGUAACAGUAAACUCUAUAGAUUCUGCUGGUAUUCAGCUGCAUCAAGGAGAAAAUGCUGGCAGUCCUGCAGAUAUUAGGAUUAAAGAAGAGGAUCCUGAUCCAGAAGAGUGGCAGCUCAGUGGUGAUUCUACACUGAAUACUAAUGAUCUAACACAUUUGAGAGUACAGGUCGUAGAUGAGGAAGGGGACCAACCACAUCAGGAAGGAAAAAGACUGCGACGAGUAGCGUGUACAUGUCCCAACUGCAAAGAAGGUGGUGGAAGAGGCUCCAACUUGGGAAAAAAGAAGCAACACAUUUGUCACAUACCAGGAUGUGGCAAAGUAUAUGGGAAAACUUCACAUUUGAGAGCUCAUCUCCGCUGGCAUUCUGGAGAGCGUCCAUUUGUUUGUAACUGGAUGUUCUGUGGCAAAAGGUUCACUCGCAGCGAUGAGCUCCAGCGACACCGAAGAACGCACACAGGUGAGAAGAAAUUUGUCUGUCCAGAAUGUUCAAAACGCUUUAUGAGAAGUGACCAUCUUGCCAAACACAUUAAAACACAUCAGAAUAAAAAAGGUAUUCACUCUAGCAGUACAGUGCUGGCAUCAGUAGAAGCAACAUCUGAUGAUACUUUGAUUACUGCAGGAGGAACAACACUUAUCCUUGCAAAUAUUCAACAAGGUUCUGUUUCAGGAAUAGGAACUGUUAAUACAUCUGGCACCAGCAAUCAGGAUAUUCUUACCAACACUGAAAUACCUUUACAGCUUGUCACAGUUUCGGGAAACGAGACAAUGGAGUAAAUAUUACACAAGAUACCUAUUAAUUGUGGUUAUUUUUAUACAGUAGUGAGAAGAAUAUUGUUCCUAAGUUCUUAGAUAUCUUUUUAUUGAUGUGCAAAAAUUUUUGGAUUGACAGUAACUUGGUUAUACAUGACACUGAAAUGCCUUACUUUGUAUGAUAUUCCAUAGUAUAUUAAAAUGGUAAAAUUGCAUGGGUUUUGUAGGUACUUUUGGAAUCUAGAAGAGAAGAAAUUUUACCAAGUUAUAUUAAAAAAAAAAAAAAAAGAAUUUAACGAUGGAAAUGGUAGUCUAACCAAAUGCAUCAAUCCUGUGUGGUUUAGUGUAAAAAAAAUGAGAACAUGUUGGUAUUUAUCUAUUGUAAGAUAAAAGAAGUUGAUGGGUGAAAAGAAAUCACAUUAUGAUAAAAGAAAUUUUGUAAUUUUCUUGAUGACUGGAAUUUUUAUUAUGCAUAACUGACAAAUCAAGUUUCCAAGCAAAUGUUACAUAGUGUAGGCUUUACUUAGCUCAUCAACUUGUCAUUUUGAAGCUAAUUAUUUUAAUUAGGUUAACUAUGUACAAUAUUUUAAGCAUUACUCUUGUAAGAUUUUGCAAACUACAUUUUAACAUGGAACUCUAGGGAUAGUCACCUUUUAAAUCCUAUUGAAAAGCCAUGUUUAAGAUUUAAUUUGCCAAAAUGAUGUCUUGUUAAUAUUCUUUCAAUAACCAAGGUGGGCAAUAUAACCAAUGUUUAAAAAGCUUAAAAUGUUAAGAAAAAUAAAUAUGUAUAGGUUGAAGCAUUUGGGUGGUAAGGCAGAUGUUAUAGUGAAGUAUAUCCCUUCUUUUGAACAUUGGAGGACCAAAAAUAAGGUGUAUUGCGUCUCAGCAGUGAUUUUUAUCAAAUCUUUUUCCAAAAAAACAUCUGUAUGCCAGGGCCUUAAAAAGCCAUCAUGUAAAUUACCAGUAAAAUAUAACAUAUGCAAAUACAAAAGAAAAAUCACUUCCAUAUUGACAGUACUCCCAAACAUAUGGAUAUAGUCAUAGUGAACUAGGGGGGGUUAUGAGGUUUUUGUUUGUUGUUUAGUUUUUGGUUAGUCAAUCUGCAUUUAAAUAUCAGCCAUCUUUCCUUUUUUGCUUCUUCCCUUAAAAAUUGUAUGUAUCCAGUACAUUUAACUGAUAAACAUAUAUGUUUUUUAUUAUGCUGAAUUUUCUUUUUAUUUUUUAAUUACUGUUUAUAUUUUCAAUUAUAGAAAAUGUACAAAAUGAAGUUAUAUAGCCAGUCUGUAAGUGCUAUACCAUUUUCAAAAAAUGUACAACAAUAAUUACUGCAGUUCACCUAUUUACAAACAUUUGGAAAUCUGUUCAUUUGUUAUUCUUAAAACCACCUCAAAUUUAAAGGCUACCUUAUUGUACGUUUAAAGUGUAUUAUAACAGUGUGGUAGUUAAUAAAACACUAUUUUUUUUUCUUUUGA
Poecile atricapillus (Black-capped chickadee) is the source of this 3978-nucleotide messenger RNA. It is a transcript of the gene SP3, whose product is annotated as Sp3 transcription factor. Bases 209 to 2530 code for a protein of 773 amino acids. NCBI's taxonomy places the organism in Eukaryota, Metazoa, Chordata, Aves, Passeriformes, Paridae. The record is from RefSeq and is a predicted model, not a curated record. Gene Ontology annotation, biological process: regulation of transcription by RNA polymerase II. Gene Ontology annotation, molecular function: RNA polymerase II cis-regulatory region sequence-specific DNA binding; DNA-binding transcription factor activity, RNA polymerase II-specific. The transcript is spliced from 7 exons.